AUGAUAUGGAGGGAUUGGAACACCUGAAUCACAUGAUAUGGAGGGGAUUGGAACACCUGAAUCACAUGAUAUGGAGGGGAUUGGAACACCUGAAUCACAUGAUAUGGAGGGGAUUGGAACACCUGAAUCACAUGGUAUGGAGGGGAUUGGAACACCUGAAUCACAUGAUAUGGAGGGGAUUGGAACACCUGAAUCACAUGAUAUGGAGGGGAUUGGAACACCUGAAUCACAUGAUUUGGAGAGGGAUUGGAACACCUGAAUCACAUGAUAUGGAGGGGAUUGGAACACCUGAAUCACAUGAUAUGGAGGGGAUUGGAACACCUGAAUCACAUGAUAUGGAGGGGAUUGGAACACCUGAAUCACAUGAUAUGGAGGGGAUUGGAACACCUGAAUCACAUGAUAUGGGAGGGGAUUGGAACACCUGAAUCACAUGAUAUGGAGGG
Molecule: messenger RNA, 443 nt
Organism: Staurois parvus
Lineage: Eukaryota; Metazoa; Chordata; Amphibia; Anura; Ranidae
Source: the annotation of a GenBank genome assembly